This is a messenger RNA of Aureobasidium namibiae CBS 147.97, 294 nucleotides long. RefSeq lists its product as uncharacterized. The record is from RefSeq and is a predicted model, not a curated record. The transcript has 2 exons. The annotation marks the transcript as partial. Lineage: Eukaryota; Fungi; Ascomycota; Dothideomycetes; Dothideales; Saccotheciaceae.
AUCACUGGCCAAAGCGUAUCAUCUCUUCACAGACUUAAAGACAUUAAUAACGAAGAUGGCGGUUUCUUCGUGUUCGGAGACAUUUCAAUCCGUGUGCUGGGAAGGCACAAGCUCAACUUCAGUCUGUUCGAGCUCAGAAAGGAUACUGGAGAGGUUGUCUUCCUCAAGUCCAUCACAUCCGAGCCCUUCAACGUGGUGCAGGCGAAGCAGUGGCAGGGCCUUGUUGAAUCCACGCAUCUCUCCAGAACCUUCUCGGACCAGGGCGUGCGACUCCGCUUGCGCAAAGAGAAUCGC